UCAGCCACCAGGGCGGGUGCCUUGCAUGGCACAUCUGUGGUUUUGCAGAGAAACACUCUAGAGAACAUGGAGCUAAUGCAACCAAGGACCUACCAAUAAUGAAGGUGACCCCACCAGAUUCUUCCUGUCUGUGAAAUGAACUGAGGUCUGACUAACAUCUGGAAGGCGAGGGAACUAACUUUGCACCACAAGAAAGCAAGAGAGAACUAUCUGUAUGUCACAGAGGAUCCCACGCUGGGUAGGCGGAAGUUGUUGGCAAACCAGCGAGACUUUGCUUUUUUCGAGAAAGCUCAAAUGUCAACUGAAAAACAUCUCUCCAGUGCUCAUAAUCUGGAGCAGGAAAAAGGACACACACUACGGGCCCGUGUGGAUGCAAACCUUACAGCUGGAGCUGGGAUGUCUCUCAAAUUUCCUCGUCACUGGGAUUUCCAUCUGAAGAAGGAUGUGUCCAAAAUAGUUCGCUCGCAGAGCAUGAUGGCUGUCGAUGCAAAAGGCUCCAGCCCUUGGCUUCAGCCCCCCAAUCCUCUGGAGCGCCCCUUGAAAGCCGGCUGGCUGAAGAAGCAGCGAUCCAUUGUCAAGAACUGGCAGCAGAGAUACUUCGUGCUGAAGGGGCAACAGCUGUAUUAUUACAAGGAAGAGGAAGAUCUGAAGCCCCAGGGUUCAUUACAACUUCAGGGCUGCACCAUCAGAGAAGUGGCUUCUGGGUCCGAUGAAGCUGGAAAAUUUAUCUUUGAAAUCAUCCCAGGGCUCUCAGCAGACCAAACUCGAACUGGACCAGACUCCUUUGUACUGAUGGCGAAUUCUCAGGCUGACAUGGAAGAAUGGGUCAAGCUGCUCCGAAGAGUGGUUGGUUCCCCAUUAGGAGUGGUCUUUGGACAACAGCUGGGGGAUACCAUGAUGUAUGAACAGAGAUUUGGACAGCAUCAGGUUCCUAUCUUGGUGGAGAAGUGUGCAGAAUUCAUCAGGAAGAAUGGACUGAUGGAAGAGGGCGUUUUCCGACUCCCUGGCCAAGACAAUUUGGUGAAGAAAUUGCGGGAUGCAUUUGAUGCUGGCGAGAGACCCUCAUUUGACCAAGAUACAGAUGUGCACACUGUGGCUUCUUUGCUUAAACUUUACCUACGAGAACUGCCUGAGCCGGUCAUCCCUUGGAGCCAGUACGAGGGUUUUCUCUUGUGUGGUCAGCUUCUAACGUCUGAGGAAGGCAAGGGUCACCCACAGCUAGUGAAGCAGCUGGCACAUUUACCCCAGGACAACUAUAACCUUCUGAGUUACAUCUGCCGAUUCCUGCAUGAAGUCCAGCAGAGUUCUGACACCAACAAGAUGAGUGUGGAGAAUCUGGCAACUGUGUUUGGUGUGAACCUCAUCCGACCCCAGAUGGAAGAUCCAGUGACUAUUAUGAGAGGGACUCCCCAGAUCCAGAAAGUGAUGACGACCAUGAUCAGUGACCACAAGAAGCUCUUUCCAGCAGCCAGGGAUGCCAGACCUCCCUCGCCUCCCUCAGAAAGCAGCUCCAAGAAAGCUCCAGUGCUACGCAGCUCCGUUGGCUGGGAUGCUGUACAAAGGCCAUCGAUGGCCUGGAAGGAGAACAGGAGCCUGCUGCAAAUUAAAGAUGAUCUAGAAGCUUCUAGCUCUGAAUUAAGUGAUGGUUUGGCUCUAUCAGCAGAAGAUAAAGAAGAACCUCAGUCUAGGGAUGCUCUAGUGACAGGGACUGCGCGAAAAAGGACUCAGACACUUCCAAACAGGAAAUGCUUUGAGAGCUUUUCUUCCAACAGGCGAAACCAAAACAUGGACAGAACAGACAUUUUCAGUAGCAACUUUUGGUCAUCCUCAUCCUCUUCCUCCAUGGUCCAUCCCAGUCCUAAUUCUCCCUCAGGAAGUCACAAAAGAACCUUGUCUCAGGGAAUUUCUAAACUGUUCGGCUUCACACAAGCCUCAGAUUCUGGCAGUCUCCGCAGUUUGGGGCAGGGUCCUACAAGGGAGGCUGACAACAGUUCUUCAGGCCAACUAAGAGAGGAGUUUGGACCAUGUUUACAAAUGAAUGACCCUCCCAGGUCUAAAGAAAAUGGCACUACAAUUCUGGAGCUCUCAUUUGAGGAAGACAACUUAUAUCCAGAAGACCCUGAACUGCUUAGGAAGAUGAUUGCGGAGCUGAAACAGGAGCUGAUGGCACAGAAAAAUACCCAUGAGGAGCAAAUUAGAAGCCUUGAGAAGGAAAACUUUGAAGUCUGGACCAAAGUGGUGAGGCUUAAUAAACAGAUUGAAGAAGAAAAGGCUAAAUCUGCAGAGUUGGAAUCUGAGCUCCAGAACCUUAAACGUUCCAGGGAGGUCAACGAGGAGAACCAACACCACGAAGACUUGUUGAAGUCCGCCGGUCAGUUGCCCACAAGAAUUGAGCAGAGGACAGAGUGUGCAAGCCAGCUGUGAUUCCUCUCUGUCAAAGGACUGUUGCACUUACACUUGUAAAGUAAGCUGUCUUGCGCUGCCCCUGCUUAUCCUGACAGUGAGAACAAUUAAUUGAUGGAACAGCUUGCCUACUGGAGUUGUGAGACUCCAUCGCUAGAGGUCUUCAAGAAAAGAUUGGACAGCCAUUUGUCCAGGAUGGAAUAAGGUCUCCUGCCCUUGAGUAGGGGGUUGGACCAGAAGACUCCCAAAAUUCCUUCCAGCCCUAGGAUUCUAUGCUCUAUGUUCUAAUGAAGCUGACCAAGAAAAACAUAAGUCCUAUGUCAAGCUCCGGCUUGGUUCACGGAAGUAUCUUUGUAUUUAUCUUGGCAACAGUGCUGAAGUUCAUCAUUAGCUGAACACCUCUCAGAAGGAUCAAACCAAAAAAUAAGUGCUAGAAAAUAGCAGCAUGAUGUAACAGCCUCAUGUAUCUGAUGCUUCUCCAGAAUGAUUUGAGAGGCAAUAGAAAUCUACAAACAUCGAACCAGUUCAAGGGGGUUAGCAAUGGCCUUCUGUGUGAGUGUUGGUUGUGGGAAUUUGGUUCUGUUGAACACAAGAACAGAAGAUUUGACAUCGAAUGGCCAAGUUUGAUUUCACAUCUACUCCAAAGAGCAUCCUGAAUGUCUAGCACAUUGUCAGCACAUAUUCAUCAGUUCAAGGCAUUAUCUAGAAGUCAUUUCACUAGUGGUUUGCCAAUUCUCUCUUCUGAGAUUGUUUUUUUAAUUCAGUCUAAAGUCUUGCCAUGUUCUAGUGGUGUUUCAUUAAAGUAUUAACUAGGACUAAUCUGCUUAAUUUUGGGGGGGUUUAAGGAUCAGGUCUAAAACUAGAUCUAAAUCUCAAACGUGACAACUUUAAGAUGUGUGGACUUCAAUUCCCAGAAUUCCCCAGAAUGUGGCUGGCUGGGGAAUUCUGGGAGUUGAAGUCCACAUAUCUUAAAGAUGCCAAGGUUGAGAAACAUUGGUCUAGAAUAGAUGCUAUUUGGUGAUAGCAUUUAGAUUUGUCCACAAAACCACAAAAAGUUGAAUAAGAGUAGAGAGUAGCCUGGAAUAGUAUACAGUAGACUCACAGCUAAAUCUGUUAAAUUUAUUUGCCGCCUACAGUAGCCCCCAUGGUGAGAUAGGCGGCAAAUAAAUUUAACAAAUAAUAAGAGAAUGCUAGCAGCCGAUGCAAGAUCAGUGAUUUAGUGAGGAUUUCUCUACCAAUAGCAUAUAAUACCUUUCACCAGGUCAAAUCAAGCCAAACUUCUAGAUAUCCAUCAAAGAGCAGGGAUAGGUUUGCUCAGUUUCUGCAAACUGCUAAAUUUCAGUGAAGGUGAAUCUGGGACAUAAACCACUUUCUCUCUGUCCGUGUGAUCUGUGAAUGGAAGGAAAUAUUCCUUGGUGCAACCCCUGACAUCUUCCAUCAAUCUGUCCUGUCCUCUUUAAAAGGCACUUAAAAGACAUGACAAGUAACAUUCCACAUCAAGUCCUUGUCACUUUGCAUAAUUGGGCAGAGCAGUGGCUGAGUAUAAACUUUUGGGAGGAACUCUCUCCCCCCAACCCUGGGGAGGAAAAAAUCUCACACUCUGCUUUGCUGCUACUUCCCAAAAAAUAUCCUUCAGCAGAACCAUUCACAUUUAUUAUGUCCAUAUUUCUUUUUAUGACGUCGAUCAGCUUGGCUGAGCAGUAAAGCGCUCUGAACCAGGGCUAGUGGGGUCAGUUUCGCAUAAAUGGACAAUUCCUCCACUUCCUUAGUUAGGGGCUUCCUUGCACAAAGCGGGAUUCGUCUCUUCGGAUGAGUCUCCACCAGCGAAAAGGCAUGAGGGUUGCUUGAAGCUGACGGAAGGAAGGGCUUGCAGGCUUGAAGGUCAAGUCAGUGGAAAAUUGAGCUGCUAAUGGUUAUAUUUUUAGAGGGGGCAUUGACCUUCCUCAAACAGGACAUCUGGAAACAUCUGCUGAAGAAUGAAAACAUGCCCUCUGACUUGAUGCCUGGACAGCCAAUGCUGGCUUAGAAAAUGGGAAUAGCUGCUGAAAGAGGGCCCCACUUGCUCCUGAAUUAUCUGUUUUUUCUACUAUAUGGGUUCCUUUUACAAUUUAUUUUUAUCUAGUUUAUAAGAACAGCUAUAAUUCCUUCCUCCCUCCCUCCCUCCCUCCCUCCCUCCCUGUCUGCCC
Molecule: messenger RNA, 4589 nt
Organism: Crotalus tigris (Tiger rattlesnake)
Lineage: Eukaryota; Metazoa; Chordata; Lepidosauria; Squamata; Viperidae
Gene: ARHGAP25
Product: Rho GTPase activating protein 25
Exons: 12
Coding region: 295-2424 (709 amino acids)
Biological process (GO): phagocytosis, engulfment; signal transduction; actin filament organization
Cellular component (GO): phagocytic cup
Molecular function (GO): GTPase activator activity
Source: RefSeq, a predicted model, not a curated record